This is a messenger RNA of Babjeviella inositovora NRRL Y-12698, 1929 nucleotides long. RefSeq names its product F-box protein. The transcript is spliced from 2 exons. The coding region runs from base 1 to 1929 and encodes 642 amino acids. The record is from RefSeq and is a predicted model, not a curated record. Lineage: Eukaryota; Fungi; Ascomycota; Pichiomycetes; Serinales. Gene Ontology annotation, molecular function: protein binding.
AUGGGUAUCUCCAAUAGACGACAGAAGCAGGAUGCUAGGGUAACGGAACGGAAGACUUUGUUCUUAGACUUACCAGAACACAUUAUAACCUAUAUUGUGGACUGCUGCCGCCAGCGAGAGGUGUGCCAGUUAUCGCUUACAUGUAAAAAUCUCAACCAAGUCGCCACCAACAAGCUCUACCGUCACCUCUACUUCAUUGAGUUGAACCGCCGAAUCCCCACCCAAAGAGGCCAGAGCAGCUCACGCUAUGAGGUAUACCACGAUAGGGACAGGCACGAGCACUUGCGCCAGAAAUGGACCACCGUUUUAUUAUCAUAUGGACAUGACCUGUAUUCGUUUGCAGAAUCUGAAACGCAGGCCCAUAGACUACUUCGGUCAUUGAAGGAGAAUAGACGGUUGUUUCUGAAGAUUAAGUUUAUCUACACCACGGACUUUCAGUUCCUCAUGUUCAAUUUCAAAACUUGCUUCACAAAUGAGUACCAUUCCGGCUACCGAAAACUACAAAUUUUCAGCAAAAUCCAGUUCAUAUCAGUCGAUAGCUUGGCCCACAUUUUCGAUUUGGUCUGUCACCCAGGCGGGGAUAGUUUGGGGAGAGGCUUGGUCCAUUCGUCCGUUUCAGGCGGUGUUAGCUUAUGCGCUACGAACCACGAAACUAAGUUCAUCCAGAGCUUUGGACACCACCGAUUCAUAAACAAGCCCAUGUGGCCACCCCAAUUGAAGGAGUUGAUGAUUUUGUACAACUCCACAGAGAUGAUUGAGUUUCCGAUCCCCCCUAGUUUCCUCAAGAUAUUACAGCAACAAAUUAGGAAACUAUCGAUUCUUUCCAUGCACAAGUUGGGCUUAAAGGUUUUUGAGAAGCUCGCUAGUAUGGUUGCCGCAGGGGAUACCCAAAAAUUGUGGUUAGACGCAUUUGCCAUCUCUCACGUUCAUGGAAAUUCAAGAUGCCUCAAAACUUCUUUCUUGGAGGACAUUUUCCACUACGAGGCUGAAAAGGAAAUGUCACUCGAUUUCUCUCUUCUAGAUACCAUGAUUGAUGUGCCCGAAUUGCAGGAGUUAGAGCUUAGAAUCGGAUGCAACCAUUGCUACAAGCGAGAGGAAUUCGACGAGAAUCCUGAGUGCUUAUGCAUUGAAUCGUUCUUCAAAGAUUUAGGAGUAGCCCUAACCAAAGAUCCCAACAAGUUAGAGCGAUUGGCUGUCAUGAAGGUUUGUGACAACGUGGUGUACAAUACAACGGGGUUGGCUACCUUUAAAGAGUCUUUGAUCAGCAUUUUCCAGCCGUCGAUUUGUUCAAACCUCAAGUACUUGUACCUCAAUUUGAACUGUGAUUGCUAUCACUGUCAGUUAACAAAGUUGAAGUUAAACUUGUUGACCCGACACGAUGAAACGAUCGAGGUGUCGCUCUACGGUAGAAACCAAAUUGUUGAUUUUGCUGAAAGGAUUUUUGACCAUUUCAGUAUCAUAUUGAGCGUGAUCAAAGCUUCGGAUUUCCACAAAAACCAUCACCCUGAUUUUACCGGCUCGUACAAUGAAUACACAGAUUACACUCCCCACGCGUACUCUAAGAGCUAUACCUCCAAGGCCAGUAACGGUGAUGUAAUUACUCUUCACAACAUCUUCAGGCACCACGAGGUAGAGCAAAUGUUCCCUUACAAGCACCCGAAAUGCUACUGCAAAAAGAACGAUCUAAGGCUCAUUAUCACUAUGCUCGUCCAUGAGUUGAGGCACGACGUGGAGUACUUUGUCGACAAACUUCCCAAGUUGAAGGUUCUCAUUUUGAACGAAAUUUACUUUGAGGUUCAGUCUUACUUCGAUGAACUGAUCGGUGAGACGGUGAAGUUUGGCGAAGCUGUGUGUGACAAUUAUUAUGAUUUUAGUAAACCUGAAACGAGCAGGUUCUCGUUGAAUUCAGAUUCGUUGAAUUCUGUAUAA